GCAUCACCAUUAUUUUCUUUGCAAAAGAGGGUGAAAGCUGUCACCUCAUGCCAAUGAAGGAAAGCUUGCUUCCACCAGUGACUGUUCAUUUCCAGCAAGGUUUGGGCCAGAAGUUUAGACAACCCUCUGGAACCGGGAUAAACUUUUCACUGUUUGAAAAGGAAUUAUUGAAAGUGGGUGACAUGGACGUGUAUCCUCUGGCAGUGAAGGCAGAGGCAUCCCCGGAUAAUCAAAAUGGAUCAGGAGAGGGAAACUCAAAGUCUGCAGCCUCAAACGCCCAGAUAACUCAGGCAGUGUUUGGAAAGGAUAAAGGUGAAUACCGGGUGAGAGUGGUGAAGCAGAUCUUAUGGGUGAAUGGUAAAAGGUAUGAGCUGCAAGAGAUUUAUGGGAUUGGGAACUCCAUUGAUGGUGACUUUGACGGGAGUGAUCCGGGAAAAGAAUGUGUUAUCUGCCUAUCAGAACCACGGGACACAACUGUCCUUCCUUGUCGGCACAUGUGUAUGUGCAGUGGGUGUGCAAAAGUUUUGAGGUUCCAAACCGACCGGUGCCCGAUUUGUAGGCAGCCAGUGGAGAGGCUUCUGGAGAUCAAGAUCAGUAAUGGAACUGACAAUUGAGGAGAAGAUUCAUUGCUGCAAAUCACUGUUGUCUAAAGUUCUUAUUUUCAUUCUUUCCUUUUCUCCUUGCUCCUCCCGCAACCCCAAAACUCCUUUUCUCCCCGAAACAUUUCGUAGUUUUCAAAAAUCAGGCAGGAGUAUGCAGUAUGCCUUGGAUAUAAUGUUAUCUUAGUCCAUUGCACCCGAAAGCUGUAAGCCAAUGCCUUUCUAUUGUCGUGCCAAGUUUGCCAUCUCUUCUUCAAACAAUGAUUAUUUGGUAUAUGAUAUAUUGUAUGUUUGGAU
This is a messenger RNA of Ilex paraguariensis (yerba mate), 896 nucleotides long. The record is from the annotation of a GenBank genome assembly. Lineage: Eukaryota; Viridiplantae; Streptophyta; Magnoliopsida; Aquifoliales; Aquifoliaceae.